This is a messenger RNA of Trametes versicolor FP-101664 SS1, 489 nucleotides long. RefSeq lists its product as uncharacterized. The annotation marks the transcript as partial. NCBI's taxonomy places the organism in Eukaryota, Fungi, Basidiomycota, Agaricomycetes, Polyporales, Polyporaceae. The transcript has a single exon. The record is from RefSeq and is a predicted model, not a curated record.
AUGCUCCGUCUCACCGCUGCUGUCAUUUCGGGCUCCACGGCGCUCCACGUUCUCGAUAUCGAUCGAGCUCACACCUGGAUCCCCAACGACCUCGAUAUCUAUACACCUGCCCACACAUACCAGCACGUGGUGGAGUACCUUGUCGACCACGAACACUACAAGGUGUUGAAGACUGACCGCGCCAAACCGUAUUCACAUACAAAUCCUGCGAUCAACCGCGUCGUGCACCUCGAGCGAGACGAUCUCGACAUCGAUGUUAUCCAAUCCUGCAACGCCUCUGCUCUCUAUCCUAUUCCCCACUUCUGGUCAUCCCAUCUCAUGAACUACUUGUCCGCGGAUGGAUUCUGUAUCGCGUACCCGGACUACACCCUUACCGGACGCGGCAUCCUCACCCCCAACCAGAUGAUUGGCUUUCAGCUCCCCACUUUCCGCACGCUUUCUACGAUCACCAAGUAUGUCGAGCGGGGGUACGAAAUACGCACACAGCCU